GGGUGUGGCCCCGUGGGGCUGGGGCCGCCGGGGUAUGGUCCCCGUGGAGACGGAGGUGCAGGGGUGCGGUCCUGGUGCGAGCCGAGGCCCGGUGUAGGCCCCGAGCCCCGACUGGAGGCAGCUCGCGGCUUCCGGCCGCGCGGGCCCGCUCAAGAUGUCGUACAUGCUCCCGCAUCUGCACAAUGGCUGGCAGGUAGACCAGGCCAUCCUGUCGGAGGAGGACCGCGUGGUCGUCAUUCGUUUCGGACACGACUGGGACCCCACUUGCAUGAAGAUGGACGAGGUUCUGUACAGCAUCGCUGAAAAGGUUAAAAAUUUUGCAGUUAUUUAUCUUGUGGAUAUUACGGAAGUGCCUGACUUCAACAAGAUGUAUGAGUUGUACGAUCCAUGUACUGUCAUGUUUUUCUUCAGAAACAAACAUAUCAUGAUUGAUCUGGGCACUGGCAACAACAACAAGAUCAACUGGGCCAUGGAAGACAAGCAAGAAAUGGUUGACAUCAUAGAGACUGUGUACCGUGGCGCCCGCAAAGGCCGGGGCCUGGUGGUGUCCCCCAAGGACUACUCUACAAAGUACAGAUACUGAGCACUACCCUCACAGGCUGUGCAGAGGACCUGGGGACCCUCCAUGUAGAAAUACUCAGCUCUUCAAAGCCUUUGGGAAGGGCCUGCAGCAGAACAUGGCUGGAAGCUGGAGGAUCCUUGAGAUGAGGGUUGUGGGGCCUUAACUAGCUGAAGCAAAUAAACGUGCAGUGGGGAACAGUC
Molecule: messenger RNA, 762 nt
Organism: Microtus ochrogaster (prairie vole)
Lineage: Eukaryota; Metazoa; Chordata; Mammalia; Rodentia; Cricetidae
Gene: Txnl4a
Product: thioredoxin like 4A
Biological process (GO): mRNA splicing, via spliceosome
Cellular component (GO): U5 snRNP; U4/U6 x U5 tri-snRNP complex; spliceosomal complex
Source: RefSeq, a predicted model, not a curated record